ACAGUCCGGACUGUCGAAGGGACGUGCGCAUGAGUCAGUCGGCCUCCGGCGGUCCCAGAGCCGGAGAUCGAGUCGCCUCGCUUAAUGGACGCAGCCGAAGCAUCCGCAAUUUCCAGCUCGCGGACGAGGAUCAUGAUUGACAACGAUCGUCGAACUGUGUGUCGCUCGUGCUACGACGGGCACCCCGUCCCUCCCCGCAAGAUGAUCGGUCUGCCUCGUCUCCUCGUGAGCUGUGAGGUGUGGCCUUCGAGAGCCUGAGCAUCGUGUCGUUGCCAUGAAGCACUGCGUGAGAGCUGUGCAGAACAAGUGCGUGGGGCACCAGCACUUGAAGAACCCUAAUCUGAGGGAUUGCGGGAGCGGUGAACGACUGGAACGGAAGGAGCUGAAUCAGAAGACGGCAGCUCUGGACAAAGAACGCUAUGAAGUGGCAUGCUUGAGACAAGACAUAAUCGACGAGUAUGAGAAGAAGAGCGCGGAGCUGCUCGAGUACCUAAACUCCAUGGAGCUGGCCUUCGACCGGCAGCGACUCGAAUUUGAGGACAGAGAAGCCCAACUUCUAGCAGAAAACAGCGAACUCAAAAAUGAGCUCGAAGGCGGUUGUAGGGCUCAUCUUCAGGAGCACAUAUCGCAAGAGGAGCAGAGGCAGAAGAGGGAGUGGGAGGCGCAGCGAGCCAUGGAACAACUGAAAGACGAACACAAAAGAACCGAAAAGCUUCUCAAGAAGGGGCAGAAGAGGCUACAGGAACUAGAUGCUGAAUUGAACGAUUUGCGGGAAGAGCUCCAACGGAAGGAUGAUUUGUUUUAUCAUCGGACAAAGAUGCAGGAAAGAAGAAGAAAAAGCCUAGAGAUGGAGAAUGCCAACCUCAAGAGAAAAGCAGCUUUGGGUUGGAUGAUUGGCUCCCUUUCAGAGCUCUUCUUGAGACUGGAUCCAGAAGUAGGAGUGGGCUCGGUAUUGAAGCUGGUGCGCAAAGUACAGAAGGAACUCGAGUGCGGAAAUAACGUCUUCGACUGUCACGUGGGACAAGCUCCGAAAGUGGAGUAUGACAUUAUCCAGAAGGAGAUUCGGCGCCUGCUUAACCAUCGCUCUCCAGUCUCACGUACUUUGCAUAGAGUACCUUCGUGUUGCUUGAUCAAAGAUAAGCCAGGAAAGGUUGAAUUUUUCGAUCCUCGCCGAAAGAGAGUCUGCAAGGGUCGACAUUGGCGACCACCAUCGGGACCAGAUGCCACCUUGAAAGCAGCAGCGGGUCGGCUGGAAUGUGAAGCUGCAGAGCAAAGUGAUUCUCCCCUCUGCACAUCUGCCCCUGAGACACCAGGAGGAGCUGCGUGCCAGACCCCUUGUUUGCUUCUCGAUACACCAUUCGAAAAUUGCUCGACGUCUUCCUGCCAUGCUCCCUCACAAAUUAAUCUGAUAAACGAGAAGAAGAUUUUGAGGGAAACACACACUCCUCCAUCUUGGACUCCUGCACAUGACUACGCAUCCUAUACUAAUCGCCGACAGAGUCUCAAAAGGAUGCUGAGACAUCUCGAGGCCAGUAUGACCUUCAUUCUCGGCCAGGAAAGAAGACGACGAAAGGUUGAAGGUCGCAAUUACGUGAAUAAACCAACGAAGCGUGGUGUUGCUUGUUGCAAACAUCAAGACAGUUCGAUUCUUUAGUGAACAAGAAGAGUCACCAUCAUGUGGAAAUGGUUUUUGACAUGUACCUAUCACACAGGUUACUCGUGAAAUCGUUGUAACCAUUCUUACUAGAUAAUCUCCACAUGAGCUUCCGG
Marchantia polymorpha subsp. ruderalis is the source of this 1770-nucleotide messenger RNA. The record is from the annotation of a GenBank genome assembly. NCBI's taxonomy places the organism in Eukaryota, Viridiplantae, Streptophyta, Marchantiopsida, Marchantiales, Marchantiaceae.